Messenger RNA from Chrysemys picta bellii (western painted turtle), 8247 nucleotides. Lineage: Eukaryota; Metazoa; Chordata; Testudines; Emydidae. The record is from RefSeq and is a predicted model, not a curated record.
GGGAAGCAGCCUUUGCAAAAAGUUCAGUGGGAGAGAAAAACUGCGAGCGCUUUAGGGCAGCGGCGGCAGGAAAGAGACCCGAAGAGGGGCUGAGGGAGGAAGACGAGAAGGGGGAAGGACGAGGGGAGAAAGCGAAGGCAGGAGGAGGGAUCCAGGGGGACAGCCCCCAUCCCGCAGGAGAGGGAGAAGGAAAUGAGGAGAGGACGGAGGAGUGCAACAGCAGCAGCGCGGCGCAGAUUUCCCGCAGCAGCGCGAGCUCCGCGGGCGGCGUGGUGAAAGGAGAAGGACACUGCUAGAGAAAGGAGGCGGCGGCGGCUCAGGAUCCAGGCUCGCCCAGCAGCUCAUGCCAGGCUGCGGCCGAGGGGAGGCAGCUGCUGCCACUUGGCUGCUCCCCCUUCGCAGCUUUGCAAACAAGCGUCGGGCUUUGAUCGCUGCCGGGCGGCCCCUCCCCCUCGCGUGCGCUGCGGCCCCCCACCCCCAGGCUGUUCUGUGACCGGGGGAAUGAACGGAAAAUGAGCAAAAAUGUCUGACAAAAUGUCCAGUUUUCUGUACAUCGGGGACAUCGUGUCCCUCUACGCGGAAGGCUCAGUCAACGGCUUCAUCAGCACCCUAGGGUUAGUGGAUGACAGAUGUGUGGUUCAGCCAGAGGCAGGUGACCUUGCCAACCCUCCUAAGAAGUUCAGAGAUUGCCUUUUCAAGGUGUGUCCUAUGAACCGAUAUUCUGCACAGAAGCAGUACUGGAAAGCUAAACAAGCCAAACAAGGAAACCAUACAGAAGCAGCCUUGCUUAAGAAACUACAACAUGCAGCAGAAAUGGAGCAGAAGCAGAAUGAAUGCGAGAACAGAAAGUUGUUGGGCGAAAUCGUAAAAUAUAGCAAUGUCAUACAGUUACUGCACAUAAAAAGCAACAAAUAUCUCACCGUCAAUAAGAGGUUACCAGCUCUCUUGGAGAAGAAUGCUAUGCGGGUGUCUCUGGAUGCUGCAGGGAACGAGGGGUCCUGGUUUUACAUCCAGCCGUUUUGGAAGCUGAGGAGCGAAGGUGACAAUAUAGUUGUGGGAGACAAAGUUGUACUGAUGCCAGUCAACGCGGGGCAGCCUCUGCAUGCCAGCAAUAUAGAGCUUCUAGAUAAUCCAGGCUGCAAAGAGGUAAAUGCUGUUAAUUGCAACACAAGCUGGAAAAUAACUUUAUUCAUGAAAUACAGUUGCUACAGAGAAGACGUUCUUAAAGGAGGGGAUGUUGUUAGACUCUUUCAUGCAGAACAAGAGAAGUUUCUGACCUGUGAUGAAUAUGAGAAGAAACAACAUAUUUUCCUUCGUACAACAUUGCGUCAGUCAGCCACUUCUGCAACAAGUUCUAAAGCACUGUGGGAAAUAGAGGUUGUACAUCAUGAUCCAUGCCGUGGAGGGGCAGGACAAUGGAAUAGCCUGUUUAGAUUUAAACAUCUAGCCACUGGGAACUACUUAGCUGCAGAGCUUAAUCCACACUAUCCAGAUGGGAAUACUGAAGGAAAGGUCAUGGGCCCAGUGCAAGCAAAAACCCUUGUGCCUAAUCAACAGAGAGACGGCGACCUUCCUGCUUCAAAGAAGAAACGGCAAGCAGGGGAGAAGAUUAUGUAUACUUUGGUCUCUGUACCACAUGGAAAUGACAUCGCAUCUCUCUUUGAACUGGAUGCCACCACUCUUCAGAGAGCUGAUUGCCUGGUUCCAAGGAACUCUUAUGUUCGGUUGAGACACCUAUGCACUAAUACUUGGGUGACCAGUACUAGUAUUCCUAUAGAUACAGAAGAAGAGAGGCCAGUGAUGUUGAAGAUUGGGACUUGCCAAACGAAAGAAGACAAGGAAGCUUUUGCCAUCGUAUCGGUUCCUCUGUCUGAGGUCAGAGACUUGGAUUUUGCCAAUGAUGCCAACAAAGUUUUAGCAUCCACUGUUAAAAAGCUGGAGAAUGGAACAAUAACACAAAAUGAAAGGAGAUUUGUAACCAAGCUGUUAGAAGAUCUCAUUUUCUUUGUUGCUGAUGUGCCUAAUAAUGGGCAGGAAGUUUUGGAUGUGUUGAUCACCAAGCCAAACCGGGAAAGACAAAAAUUAAUGAGGGAACAAAAUAUAUUGGCUCAGAUAUUUGGGAUCCUCAAAGCUCCUUUUAAGGACAAAGGAGGAGAGGGAUCGAUGCUGAGACUUGAAGAUCUAGGAGACCAGAGAUAUGCUCCAUACAAAUACAUGUUAAGGCUGUGUUACAGAGUCAUCAGACAUUCCCAGCAGGACUAUAGGAAAAACCAGGAAUAUAUUGCUAAGAACUUCUGCAUCAUGCAGUCCCAGAUUGGUUAUGAUAUUCUGGCGGAAGACACCAUCACAGCUUUGUUGCACAACAACAGAAAACUACUUGAGAAACACAUCACCUCUAAAGAAAUAGAGACAUUUGUUAACUUACUCAGGAGGAAUCGAGAGCCAAGAUUCUUGGAUUAUUUAUCAGACCUGUGCGUUUCAAACACAACUGCCAUACCGGUAACUCAGGAGCUGAUCUGUAAAUUUAUGCUGAGUCCAGGAAAUGCUGACAUCCUCAUCCAAACCAAGCUGGUUUCAAUGCAAAUAGACAAUCCCUUGGAAUGCUCCAUUAUCCCAGAGGAUAUUGAUGAGGAGGAGGUCUGGCUCUACUGGAUUGACAGCAAUAAGGAACCACAUGGCAAAGCUAUCAGGCAUCUGGCCCAGGAGGCUAAGGAAGGCACAAAGUCUGAUUUAGAAGUCCUUACCUAUUACAGGUACCAAUUAAACCUCUUUGCAAGGAUGUGCCUGGAUCGUCAGUACCUAGCCAUAAACCAGAUUUCAACACAGCUCUCAGUAGACUUGAUCCUACGAUGUAUGUCUGAUGAAAGCCUCCCUUAUGACCUCCGGGCUUCUUUUUGCCGUCUUAUGCUGCACAUGCAUGUUGACAGAGAUCCUCAGGAGUCCGUAGUACCCGUUAGAUAUGCCAGACUGUGGACUGAAAUUCCUACCAAGAUCACAAUCCAUGAGUAUGAUUCUUUCACAGACUCCUCGAGAAAUGACAUGAAGAGGAAAUUUGCUUUGACCAUGGAAUUUGUAGAAGAGUACUUGAAAGAAGUUGUAAAUCAGCCAUUUCCUUUUGGGGACAAAGAGAAAAACAAACUUACAUUUGAGGUGGUGCAUCUGGCUCGAAAUCUCAUAUACUUUGGCUUCUAUAGUUUUAGUGAGCUGCUCAGACUGACCAGGACACUGCUGGCUAUUCUAGAUAUUGUUCAGGGUCCUAUGUCGUCAUACUUCGAAAGACUAAGCAAAUUUCAGGAUGGAGGAAACAAUGUUAUGAGGACCAUCCAUGGUGUGGGAGAGAUGAUGACACAAAUGGUACUGAGCAGAGGAUCUAUCUUUCCCAUCAGCGUACCUGAUAUACAGCCAAGCCUCCACUCGAGCAAGCAGGCCAGCCCAGACAGUGAAGAUGUGACUGUGAUGGACACCAAAUUAAAAAUCAUUGAGAUCUUACAGUUUAUCCUUAGUGUUAGACUGGACUAUAGAAUAUCCUACAUGCUGUCUAUCUAUAAGAAAGAAUUUGGAGAAGACAGCGAGAAUGUUGAUAGCUCCACCAUCUCUCCACCAGACACACCAGGCCUUGCCUCAGCAAUUGUUCCUGACAUAGAUGAAAUUGCAGCUCAGGCCGAGACAAUGUUUGCUGGCAGCCAAGUGAUGCCAGUCAUUACCAACUCACAUUCUAGGAAAAUAGGUGGUAAGAUGCUGUAUGAGAGAAACAAAGAGAAUUCCAAUUCCCAUCCUAUUGGAGCAGUGGAUGCUAAUUAUAAGAAUGCUAUUUCAGCUCACUGCUAUUCCACUAUAAUGGUGAGGAUCUGGCCCUUAUUUUUAAAGGGUGAAAUCCUGGCCCCACUGAAGUCAAGGGCAAAAGGCUCCUUGUAUGGGAUCUGGAUUUCACCCAAAAUGAUUUACAAAGGACCCGAAAGCAUUCUUCAUUGUAAAUGUUGUCUUCUGCUUAAAGCAAAGAACCGUGGGAUUGCAAUUCCGGUGGAUUUAGACAGCCAGGUAAAUACCCUGUUCAUGAAGAGUCAUUCCAAUAUGGUGCAGAGAGCGGCCAUGGGAUGGAGAAUGUCUGCCCGCAGUGGACCUCGUUUUAAAGAAGCUCUUGGAGGGCCUGCCUGGGAUUACAGGAAUAUAAUUGAAAAACUGCAGGAUGUAGUCUCCUCCUUGGAACAGCAGUUCACCCCCAUGAUGCAGGCUGAAUUCUCAGUGUUGGUUGAUGUAUUGCAUAGCCCUGAACUUCUCUUUCCUGAGGGGAGUGAUGCAAGAAUAAGAUGUGGUGCUUUCUUGUCCAAGUUGAUUAAUCACACAAAGAAGCUAAUGGAGAAAGAAGAAAAACUUUGCAUUAAAAUUCUUCAGACAUUACGGGAAAUGCUCGACAAGAAAGACAGCUUUGCGGAAGAGAUGGAAUUGAGUUGUCUUGGAAGAGAUCACGUUCCCUCCCCUCCCCCCUCCCCCGAACAGAAGCAGAAUCUGGCUCGGAAUGUUAGUGCUUUGGUGCCAUUGCAGGAUUUUAACACAGCGCAGGGCCUCCUGGAGGGCAACACUCUAAGGAAAAUACUUCUAAAUCGUUACUUUAAAGGAGACUAUGGAAGUGGUAUGAAUGGGCCUCUGUCCGGCAGCUACAGCAAAACUGCACAAGUGGGAGGUGGCUUUUCAGGACAAGAUUCAGAUAAGUCUGGGAUAUUGAUGUCUGAUAUUCAGUGCCUUCUGGAUAAAGAAGGUGCAUCAGAACUAGUCAUAGAUGUUAUAGUAAGCACCAAAAAUGACAGAAUUUUCUCAGAAGCCAUCUUACUUGGUAUUGCAUUGCUUGAAGGUGGAAAUACACAAACACAGUAUUCCACUUACCAGCAACUGAACGAGCAAAAGAAGUCAGAAAAAUUCUUUAAAGUUCUGCAUGACCGCAUGAAAAUUGCUCAGCAGGAAAUACGGUCAACAGUGACAGUCAACACUAUUGAUUUGGGUAGCAAGAAGAAGGAUGAUGAUAGUGACCUAACCAUAUCUGCUCCAAAAAAGAGAGUAAGGGAUUCAACACUGCACCUGAAACAAGGUAUGAAGGGGCAGUUAACAGAAGCGUCUUCUGCAACAUCCAAAGCUUACUCUGUGUAUAGAAGAGAAAUGGACCCAGAAAUAGAUCUCAUGGGCUCAGGAACAGAUGCUACAAACACAGAAGAAAAGUCCACGGAGGAAGCAACAAUGAGCCCUGCUAUCACAAUCAUGCAGCCGAUACUGAGAUUUCUUCAGUUGCUAUGUGAAAACCACAACCGAGAGCUCCAGACCUUCUUAAGAAAUCAGAACAACAAAACAAAUUACAACCUAGUGUGUGAGACUCUCCAGUUCUUGGACUGUAUUUGUGGAAGCACGACAGGCGGUCUGGGCCUCUUGGGGCUAUACAUCAAUGAGAAGAAUGUAGUUCUGGUGAACCAAACCCUCGAGAGCUUGACUGAAUACUGCCAAGGCCCCUGUCAUGAAAAUCAGAGCUGCAUUGCUACCCAUGAGUCUAAUGGAAUUGAUAUUAUAAUUGCACUGAUCCUGAAUGACAUAAACCCUCUUGGCAAAUAUUGCAUGGACCUGGUGCUUCAGCUAAAGAACAAUGCCUCUAAGCUUUUGCUGGCCAUUAUGGAAAGCAGGCAUGACAGUGAGAAUGCAGAAAGAAUCCUUUUUAAUAUGAGACCAAGGGAACUGGUGGACGUAAUGAAGAAUGCAUAUAAUCAGGCUCUAGAAUGUGAUGAGGAGGAGGAGAAUGGAGAUAAUAUUUCACCAAAAGAUGUUGGCCACAAUAUAUACAUACUGGCACAUCAGUUGGCUCGCCACAAUAAAACAUUGCAGCAGAUGCUGAAGCCAGGGUCUGAUCCAGAUGAAGGAGAUGAAGCCUUGAAGUACUAUGCCAAUCACACAGCACAAAUUGAGAUUGUCCGUCAUGAUAGAACCAUGGAACAAAUAGUCUUCCCUGUCCCCAAUAUCUGUGAAUUCCUCACUCGAGAAUCCAAAAGUCGUGUAUUUAAUACAACUGAGAGAGAUGAACAAGGGAGCAAAGUGAAUGACUUUUUCCAACAGACAGAAGAUCUGUACAAUGAAAUGAAGUGGCAGAAGAAAAUUAGGAAUAACCCAGCCCUGUUCUGGUUCUCCAGACACAUCUCCCUCUGGGGGAGCAUUUCCUUCAACCUGGCUGUAUUCAUCAAUUUAGCAGUUGCUCUCUUCUACCCCUUUGGAGAUGAUGGAGAUGAAGGCACGCUUCCUCCAUUGUUUUCAGUCCUCCUUUGGAUAGCAGUGGCAGUCUGUACAGCUAUGUUGUUUUUCUUCUCCAAGCCUGUUGGUAUCCGACCCUUUUUAGUGUCUGUAAUUCUCAGGUCUAUAUAUACAAUAGGGCUUGGGCCUACGUUGAUACUUCUCGGUGCUGCUAAUCUUUGUAACAAAAUAGUAUUUCUGGUGAGCUUUGUUGGAAACCGUGGCACAUUCACUCGAGGCUACAGAGCCGUCGUUAUGGACAUGGCCUUUCUCUACCACGUAGCGUACGUCCUGGUCUGCAUGCUGGGCCUCUGUGUGCAUGAAUUCUUCUAUAGUUUCCUGCUGUUCGAUUUGGUGUACAGAGAGGAGACUUUGCUCAAUGUCAUAAAAAGUGUUACCCGAAAUGGCCGCUCCAUUAUCCUUACUGCAGUGCUAGCUCUCAUCCUGGUCUACCUCUUCUCCAUCGUUGGGUUCCUGUUCUUGAAAGAUGACUUCAUCAUGGAGGUGGACCGAUUAAAAAACAGAACACCUAUUGCAGGUAUUGGUGAAGUUCCUACCACAACUCUAACGUCCAUGAUGGAAACAUGUGCAAAAGAAAAUUGCUCUACUGCCCUACCUAUUACCAACCCAGGUGAGGAAGAAAAGGAGAAUGGAAUUGAGAGGACCUGUGACACUCUGCUAAUGUGCAUCGUUACAGUAUUAAACCAAGGCCUGAGAAAUGGUGGUGGUGUGGGGGAUGUGCUAAGAAAGCCUUCCAAAGAUGAGCCCUUGUUUGCUGCCCGAGUUGUUUAUGAUCUUCUAUUUUAUUUCAUCGUCAUAAUUAUUGUUCUGAACCUCAUCUUUGGAGUCAUCAUUGAUACAUUUGCUGACCUUAGGAGUGAAAAACAGAAGAAAGAGGAAAUCUUAAAGACAACCUGUUUUAUUUGCGGACUUGAGAGAGACAAGUUUGACAAUAAGACCGUUUCAUUUGAGGAGCACAUAAAGUCAGAACACAACAUGUGGCAUUAUUUGUACUUUAUCGUUCUGGUCAAAGUGAAAGACCCAACCGAAUACACUGGUCCUGAAAGUUACGUGGCUCAAAUGAUUGUGGAGAAGAAUUUGGACUGGUUCCCUCGAAUGCGAGCCAUGUCCCUGGUUAGCAGUGAAGGUGACAAUGAGCAAAAUGAAAUUAGAAACCUGCAAGAAAAGUUGGAGUCAACCAUGAGUCUUGUAAAACAACUGUCUAGUCAGCUUGCUGAGCUCAAGGAACAGAUGACAGAACAAAGAAAAAAUAAGCAGAGGCUGGGCUUUCUUGGAUCAAACACACCCCUUGUGAAUCAUCACAUGCCACCACACUGAUACCAUGGGGAGAAGCUGUGACUAGCCUUUCAUCGGUAUUCCUGCUUGAUUACAGAAUAAAAAGCUGAGAUUGAGAGGAGUGAACAGUGCCUAUUGUUGCAAAGUUAAAAACAACCAAGUGCCAAGAUGUUAAGUGGUUUAGCUCUGGGAACAAUCUGUAACUGUUUUUUAUGGUUGAAAGGGACCAAAACCUAGAACGCAAGAAAUACAAGGGAGUUCUUCUGUAUUUAUUCUAUGGGCUAAACUCUCCUGGGUUUACACUCUGCAAGUCAAUUGGGACUGUAUACAAUGCAAAUCAGGGCAGUGUUUGGCUGUGUUCUUAAAGUUAAUUUAAGAUUUCUUCUCAAAGUAAUGGAAUAACCAAGGUGCAGGGGAGGAGGAAUAGUUUAACACCACAAAUGCAGCAGCCUUUUUCAGAAUCAAUCGAAGUUAUUUCUUGUUUUAUUUACCAAAUAGCAACAUCUGUUAUAUUUGCUUGUAUUUACUUUUUUUUUUUUUUAAUAUUACCAUAAAUACAUCAGCAGGAGCAGUUAUAACAUCACUGCACGUUAACUUCUGUUAGAGGCAAAAAACUCUACGCUUAGACAAAAAAAAAAAAAAGAAGAAGAAGAAGUGGCAAAGAGAAACAUUAGUGCUUUUGAAUUUUAA